Messenger RNA from Porites evermanni, 1248 nucleotides. Lineage: Eukaryota; Metazoa; Cnidaria; Anthozoa; Scleractinia; Poritidae. The record is from the annotation of a GenBank genome assembly.
AUGGCGGACGAACUGAGCUCACGGAGCAUGUAUUUAGCCGUUGUCGAAGUUACCUCGCUUAUAAUCCUGAAUGUUUUGAGCUUGACAGGAAACACGUUAGUUUGUAUUUCUGUCUACAAGAACGCGCGGCUUCGCACAACAACAAAUCUUUAUAUCAUUGCCCUGGCUGUCAGCGAUUUAUUAUCUGCUGUUUUUGUCAUGCCUUUUGGAACUGGUGUACUGUUAACCAGCAAGUGGAUUUUCGGCGGAGUGUUCUGCCAAUUUCACGCCUUCUUCAGCCUGUUUGUCAUCUAUGUUUCACCUGUGACCAUGGGUUUAACGGCUGUUAACCGUUAUGUGCGAAUGUGCAAGUCAGACAGACAAUAUAAGAAACUGUUUUCAGCCCACAAGUCGCGCGCUUUACUCGGGACUGUCUGGUUAUUUGUUGCUUGUUACACCGUUGUUCCACGUCUAGCUGGUCUACAAGCAUACGAGUUCGUUCAGGGCUACGCUCAAUGCUCCAUUGCUCAUCUCAGCGAAAGUGGUAAAUUAAUCCAUUAUGGCAUUGUUCUCACUUUGUUCUUUUUAACACCAUUAAUGGCGACGAUAAUAAGCUACAUAAAAGUUGCCAGGAUGAUAAAACAACACAACGCAGAUGCACUAUACGCAAUACAGCGAAGCGAGAGAAACACCUACAUCACAGCGCACGAGAUUAAAGUCAGUAAAUCUCUAUUUGCUGUUGUCUUUGCAUUUAUGAUUUGCUGGAUCCCUUUUUGGGUUAUCGUCGUUUUGCGACGGUUCCGUCUUGUCGCCAGCAUGCCUCGAAACGUUGAACUGCUAUGCAUGUUUCUACUGUAUUUUUCCAACACAAUUAAUCCGUUUAUAUAUGCUGGAAUGAAUCCUGUCUUCAAAAGAGAAUUCCGCAAAAUUAUAUUUUGCAAUCGUUAUCGAGGAAGUAAAGUUGGCUUUUUGUCGGCGGGUGCAGAGGUUAAGACAGAAGAGGUAGAAACCCUUAGCACUAUUUUGGCUAAAAAUCGAGUGAGGCGUCAAAACAAGCAUCUUUCUAAAUCAGAAUCUGGUCAUCGCCCGGAAGUGAGUCAAAUUUAUCAAACUGUAGAGGGAGAAAUGAGCUAUAUACUAAGCCAACAAAACAAUUCUAGUACGGCCCAAGACAUCCUAGACAGAAAAGAAUUGUAUCAGAUGGUCGAAGAAAAUCCAGUGCCUCCAUCGCAGCAGGAAAGCAAAUGCGAAACAACACAUCAAGUCUAA